Macrosiphum euphorbiae (potato aphid) is the source of this 516-nucleotide messenger RNA. Lineage: Eukaryota; Metazoa; Arthropoda; Insecta; Hemiptera; Aphididae. The record is from the annotation of a GenBank genome assembly.
AUGGGGUUCAAAUCAAACUUUGUCAGAGCUUUUGCCAAAAAUGAAAAAAGACCUCCGAUCCACAUGGUUUCCUUAAAACGUACAGAAAAUGUCAAAGAAAUCUUUGAAAUAACCGAACUAUUCUACGUCCGAGUCAAAAUAGAGUCAUACAAGUCAACAGGUCCUGCCCAAUGUUUUUCUUGCCAACGAUUUGGCCACUCAUCAAUUCAGUGCGGGCACCCGCCAAGAUGUGUAAAAUGCGGAAAAAACCACCCUAGCAAAGAAUGCACAAAACUGAAAGAAGAUAGCCCAACCUACUGUAACUGCAAUGGUAAACAUACUGCUAACUAUAGGGGCUGCCCCUACUACACUUAUACUUGCAAAGGAAAGACCGACCAAUCCAGAGACGUCAUAAGAACCAAACUCAUCCAGGAAUCCAAGUUGAAAGUACCACCAACAAAUAUACCAGUAUCUACAGCACAUGAAAAAGCCAAAGAAACAAAUACAAAAUCAUACGCGGCUGCAACAAAACACUAA